GCGGGGGCCGGCCCCGGGGCGGGUCCGGAGGCCCGGGCGGGGCCCUAGGACUUCAGGCCCGGAAGCAGUGGUCGGCUGCCAGCGCCGCUGUCUUGAGUCCGCGAUGGACGAAGCAGAUCGGCAGACCCUCCGGCGGUGCCGGGUACAGUUGGUUAGUGAACUGCAAGUAGAUUCGCUCUGGGACCAUCUGCUGAACCAGGAGCUCUUCACCCCCGACAUGAUCGAGGAAAUCCAGCGGGCAGGUUCUCGGCGUGAUCAAGCUAGACAGCUGAUCACAGAUCUGGAGACCCGAGGGAGUCAGGCCCUUCCUUUGUUCAUCUCCUGCCUGGAAGACACAGGCCAGAACAAUCUGGCUGCCUCCUUGAGAACCAUCCGCCAGUCAUCAGUGAGGAAUCUUGAGACCAUCCGACCCCUGGACCCUGGGCCUCGUGUGCUUGCACCUAUUAACUUCAAGUCUGAGGUGCUCAGGCCAGUGAACGUUGGUCCUAGAGGAAUCGGUGAUGCUCGUGUGCCUGAGAAAUCAAGGGGAGAUGCCAAUUUGGUCUACGUCCUGAAUGCAGACCCAUGUGGCCACUGCCUCAUCAUCAACAACGUGAACUUCCGCACCGAGUCCCGGCUCAAGCCCCGCUCUGGCUCCAACAUCGACUGUGAGAAGCUACGCAGACGCUUCAACUGGCUGCAUUUCCAAGUGGACGUGAAGUGUGACCUCACAGCCAAGAAAAUGGAGCAGGCGUUGAUGGAGCUGGCGCAGCGUGAUCACCGUGCUCUGGACUGCUGCGUGGUGGCUAUCCUCUCUCACGGCUGCCAGGCUAGCCACCGCCAGUUCCCGGGGGCUGUCUACGGUACAGAUGGGUGUUCUUUGUCUGUGGAGAGAAUCGUGAACAUCUUCAACGGAGCUGGCUGCCCCAGCUUGGGAGGGAAGCCCAAGCUCUUCUUCUUCCAAGCCUGUGGCGGGGAGCAGAAAGACUAUGGAUUCCAUGUGGAUUCCACGUCCCCCGAAGACAGAGCCCCUGGUGGUCACCCUGAGGCUGAUGCUGCCCCAUUCCAGAACGACGCAGGGACCUUCGACCAGCCCGACGCUGUGUCCAGUUUGCCCACGCCCAGCGACAUCUUUGUGUCCUACUCCACCUUCCCAGGCUUCGUCUCCUGGAGGGACACCAAGAGCGGGUCCUGGUACAUUGAGACCCUGGACAGCGUUUUGGAGCAGUGGGCGUCUAAGGAAGACCUGCAGACCCUCCUGCUCCGGGUCGCGGAUGCUGUGUCGGUGAAAGGGGUUUGCAAACAGAUUCCUGGCUGUUUUAAUUUCCUCCGGAAAAAACUUUUCUUUAAAACGAGAUGAGGCCAGGACCCUCCACACACCUGCCUUUCUUCCACACCAAACCUUCCUGCUUUAGCCUCAGAAGGCAGGACGUCCCCACAACUGCCAUUUUGCUCUUUGACGGAUUCAGAGCCCAUGGAGGGUCUGCUUGUUCCUGAUGGGGCUGCCACAGGCCUUUAGUGGCAUCCCAGUGGUGGAGGAAGAAGAGGAAUGGAGCGUCCUGGGGCCCCUGUGCGUUCUCUAGCACAGAGCGUCUCAGCCUCAGCUCUGGGGACUCUGGGGCCACUCUUUGCUCUGGCCAGCUGGCCUGCCAGGUUUAAAGGGUCUUUAUAGGGUGUUUAUAGGAUCUUUACCCACUGGAUGCCAUAGCACUGAUGUGAGUCAUAAUGACUGAAAUGUCUUUGGAUGCUUCCACUUUUCCCCCUGGGAGUCAGGGUCCCCCAUUGGAGAACCACCGAAGUUUCUCUAGAUAAAUCUAGCUCCAGAUAAACCAACUACUCUCUUCAAGAGCAUGUUUGGAGCAAAGUGUCUGGAUAACUAGAAUUUGUGAGUCUUUAGU
This is a messenger RNA of Sorex fumeus (smoky shrew), 1877 nucleotides long. It is a transcript of the gene CASP9, whose product is annotated as caspase 9. The coding region runs from base 104 to 1339 and encodes 411 amino acids. The record is from RefSeq and is a predicted model, not a curated record. Lineage: Eukaryota; Metazoa; Chordata; Mammalia; Eulipotyphla; Soricidae. Gene Ontology annotation, biological process: proteolysis; regulation of apoptotic process. Gene Ontology annotation, molecular function: cysteine-type endopeptidase activity. The transcript is spliced from 9 exons.